AUGCUGCUCCCCUCGUUCCUGGUCAUCUUCUUCCUCCUCUCUUUUUUCUUGCUCCUCACUGGGGGCUCAUUUUUCCAGGGAGAAGUCAAAAGUUUGUGCACGAGUGGAUGCUGCCGCUGGGCGGCAGAGAACUGCCAGUCGCACAGCUCCUUAAAGGGGUCCGAGGGCGGCACGUGUCACACGGAGGUGGGUGUCGGAAACUUUCUUUUAAUGAUCUUUCUUCCUUGCCUCCCCCCACUUCUCCUCCACCUACUCCUGUGCCUACCCAGAACUGUGUGUUCCUGUCCCUGGUCCCCAGAGCCUCCCCCAACAGGGGAGGAACAAGGAGGGAGGGGUGAUGCACAGUCAUUGCAAUAA
Molecule: messenger RNA, 357 nt
Organism: Lagenorhynchus albirostris (white-beaked dolphin)
Lineage: Eukaryota; Metazoa; Chordata; Mammalia; Artiodactyla; Delphinidae
Gene: CLPSL1
Product: colipase like 1
Exons: 4
Coding region: 1-357 (118 amino acids)
Source: RefSeq, a predicted model, not a curated record